GUGAAGACAAUAGCUACGUAAGAGGGGAAAAAAGGAGUGGCAGUAGCUAAACGCAGGGAAGAAAGAGAAAAAGAAGAUUUUCGCCACUCUGUGCAGCAGCAACUUUUCACCUCCGGAUAGAAGGCCAAACGAAAUCCGAUCGUGCUCAAAUUUUAGUAUGUUGUUCCUCGCAUACCCCUCUUCAAAUUCAUCGGUCAGUUUCUCGUUUUGAUGCCCGGAAGGUGGUUUUCUUGCUGCGUUUCCAGACCUGCGUUUUUGGGAGUUUUUACUCCAUUUUGGAUAAAUUGUUGAUUGUUGUUGUUCCAAGGUUGUUCCUUGAUGAUUGUAUGUGCCUCUAGUGUUUACUAGAGAGGAGAACUUGUUGUACCCACUUGAUUUUUGGUAAUUAGUGGAAGUUUAGGAGCCGUUGUUGAGCGGCCAUGGUUUUCUCCCCGAUUUGGGGUUUCCACGUAAAUCGUGUUGAUGAGAAAGCUUGGACUACCUUGAACCGGAAAGCUAUUGCAUCAAUCGGACAAUAUGUUUCUUUAAGUGUGUUGCAACAUGUUGCUAAUGAAACUAAUGCUUUUGAGAUGUGGAAGAAACUUGAAUCCAUGUACGAGAGGAACAAUGCUAUGGGAAAAGCUUCUUUGAUUAGGAAGCUUGUUAAAUCGCAAUACAAAGAUGGUGAUAGCAUUGUGGUUCACAUGAACGAAUUUCAAGGUGUGAUGGUCAAGGCUAGUCUUUUGAAUGAAGAGGCUAGGAGGAAAGAAUCAGGUUACCCUAGCCAAGCCGAAGCAAAUGUGAUUCCAGAAUCUAGUAGGGGGAGAAGCAAGAGCAGAAAUCCUCAUUAUAGAAACAAGUCCAGGGGGAGAUCCAAAUCCAGAAAGAGAGAUUUCAUUUGCCAUUAUUGUCAGAAGCCGGGUCACAUUGAGAGAUUCUGCAGAAAGAAAAAGAGGGAUAUGUCCAGGGAGAGAAAAGAUAAAAAUGAGAGUUCCGAGCAGAAGCCAGAAGAGAAGAACACUACAGCCUUGGCAUCUAAUGAUGAUGAUUUGUUUGUUAUCGGUGAUCAUGGACUAUUAAAUGUAGCCUGUGAUGACUGCACCUGGGUGAUUGAUUUUGGUGCAUCUUAUCAUAUUACUUCACACAGGGAGUACUUCUCAUCCUAUACUAGUGGUGAUUUUGGCCAUGUGAGGAUGGGAAAUGAUGGUUCGUCUAAGAUCAUCGGUAUGGGUGAUGUUUGUUUAGAGACUUCCACUGGUUGCAGGUUGGUGCUCAGGGAUGUGAGGCACAUCCCAGAUAUCAGAUUGAGUUUGAUUUCAGCUGGUUUGCUUGAUGAUGAAGGUUAUGCCAACAAAUUUUGUGAUGGAAGAUGGAAACUCUCUAGGGGCAGUUUGAUUAUGGCUCGAGAAACUAAUGAACAUGUUGAUAUGAACCAUGAUUCACACACUAAUGAAGAUGAGACUAUUUCUAAUGAGGUGGAGCAUGAUAGUGUAGAAUCACAUGUUGAAAAUGAUUUGCAUGACUAUCAACUUGCUAGGGAUAGAAAUAGAAGAACCAUUAGCAAACCUGCGAGAUAUGUUGAUGACCGUAAUAUGUCUGAGUUUGCUUUUCAUGUUUUUAAAUUCCUUGAGUGUGAUGAACCUAAGACUUAUCGCUAUGAUGAGUCCCGCGGUUCCUUGUCAAAUUAUGUGCACUACUUUGGGCCAAAGGUGGAGAUUGUUAAUUUAUUUGGGUUGGCCCAAACAUACUAAUAAUAUUUGACACCCAACCCAGCAGCCCAUUUACUCAAGCCCAACUUUUACUCCUUAACCUAAUUAAGCUUGCCUUAAUUACCACCCCAAUCUCCACUAUAUAUUGAGGGGCUGCCUUUGUGUUUCUUCACCGUGCAAAACAUCCGUCUCUUUCUCUUUGUGAGUUCUUUGUGUGAUAUUUCUCUUCCUCUGUGAGUUCAUCUCAGUUCUUCUCCGUUUCUUUGUGAGUGGAGUGUGGCGAGGUUGGGUUGGGGUGUUGCUCCUUUUGGUACCCUUGUAGUGCACAACUACGGACCGAUUUUUACGGGUGACCUGAGCCUAAUCGGAAUAAAUAAAUACACAUAACAAGUACAACAUAUACCCAUCUGUUGUCUAUUGAAUGACUUUCACCUAGACUCACACACCAUGAUUCUGAAAGCAUUUCAGAUUCCUAGCGUUACACGUAGCAUACCAUAAAACGGCAAUGGCAGCCAUUACUACUUUGCAGCCAAUGAGCAACACACAUUCUGAGCUGCUCAGCCUAACCACAAUCCAGAAGAGAUGGUUUACAGUUUCAUCUACCCUUUCACAGAGAUGACUGUUG
Molecule: messenger RNA, 2313 nt
Organism: Cuscuta campestris
Lineage: Eukaryota; Viridiplantae; Streptophyta; Magnoliopsida; Solanales; Convolvulaceae
Source: the annotation of a GenBank genome assembly